Cucurbita pepo subsp. pepo (vegetable marrow) is the source of this 537-nucleotide messenger RNA. RefSeq names its product CEN-like protein 2. The record is from RefSeq and is a predicted model, not a curated record. Gene Ontology annotation, biological process: vegetative to reproductive phase transition of meristem; negative regulation of flower development. NCBI's taxonomy places the organism in Eukaryota, Viridiplantae, Streptophyta, Magnoliopsida, Cucurbitales, Cucurbitaceae. Gene Ontology annotation, cellular component: nucleus; cytoplasm.
AUGGCGAUGGCAAAGAUGUCGGAUCCUCUCGUGGUCGGAAGAGUGGUCGGAGAUGUCAUCGACGCCUUCUCCCCAACCGUAAAGAUGACUGUCACUUACCAUUCAAACAAGAAGGUGUCCAAUGGGCACGAGCUGCUUCCAAAUCUUAUAACCCUAAAACCUAAGGUUGAGGUUCUUGGUGGUGACCUUAGAUCCUUCUUCACAUUGGUGAUGACCGAUCCAGAUGUUCCUGGUCCGAGUGAUCCUUACUUGAGAGAGCAUCUCCAUUGGAUAGUGACAGACAUCCCAGGAACGACAGAUUCCACUUUUGGGAAAGAAGUAGUGAAAUAUGAAGUUCCAAGUCCAAACGUAGGGAUCCAUAGAUUCGUGUUCCUUCUAUACAAGCAGACACGAAGGCAAACAGUGAAGCCACCAGCUGCUUCAGCUUCAAGAGAUGGGUUCAAUGCAAGAAGAUUUGCAGAAGAGAAUGGUCUUGGCCUGCCUGUGGCUGCAGUCUAUUUCAAUGCUCAAAGGGCUACGGCCGCCAGAAGAAGAUAA